This is a messenger RNA of Trichomonas vaginalis G3, 924 nucleotides long. RefSeq lists its product as uncharacterized. The transcript has a single exon. The record is from RefSeq and is a predicted model, not a curated record. Bases 1 to 924 code for a protein of 307 amino acids. NCBI's taxonomy places the organism in Eukaryota, Parabasalia, Trichomonadida, Trichomonadidae.
AUGAUUUCGAAAGAAGAAUUUUUAAACAUCUUUCAAGACUUUCAAUGGAAUGAUUUUAAUGUCGACAAACCUCUGAGAGAUGAGUUGAGACGUAUCAUUCCUGAAAUUCGAAAGUUAAAUUGGAAACUACAACCACUCAAGACCACAUUUAAAUUCUCUGUUCUAUCCGGUGACACCACACCAGAGGAAGCACGCAAAGUUAUGGAUAUUAUUUUUAAUACAUCAAUCCCUGAUGAUUAUUUUCAAUCUUUAUUAGAAAAGUAUCCAUACACCCCAAAGCCAGUAACAAAACCUCCAGAACCAGUAGAGAAAAAGCAGCAAGAAAAAGUUGAGAAAAAGUCAACAAGUCUUAAUUUCCCAACUGGAGCAAGUCCAAAACCAACAACAAAUACAGAUGUUCAGCCAAAGUUACCACAUAAAGCUCUAAAAGCUAUUACUCCAGUCAAAAAUAAUAAUCAGCAAAAGCAUUCGGAAGGAAAACAAAAAUACGAAAAAACUUAUGAAGAGAAGCCAAGAGAGGAAAGACCAAAAGACAGACCUAAAAACAAUCGUGAAAAACCACAGCGUGAAAAGAAAGAACAAGUGACCGAAUUAAAAGAUGAAGAUUUCCCAGCUUUACCGACAAACCCUACAACACAGCCACCAGCAUUCAAGGCAACUAAGCAGUGGCUUAACCUCAAACAAUACAAGAGAGUUACUGAACCUGUAGAUCCUGAACCAUGGACAGGAGCUUCAGAUGGAAUCGAUAUUACACUUAACCCAACAUCUGUAAUCGUAAAAACAAGUAAUGAACAAAAAGAAGAUAUUAUGAAAAUUAUUGCACAAAAACUCGGUCUUUUAGCAGUUAAUGCACCUCCACCAAAUAAAGAGGACAUCAGAUCUGUUCAUACUAUUUACUUUGAAGUAGAAGAAGUAAAACAAUAA